Lotus japonicus is the source of this 1546-nucleotide messenger RNA. Its product is annotated as U-box domain-containing protein 21-like. NCBI's taxonomy places the organism in Eukaryota, Viridiplantae, Streptophyta, Magnoliopsida, Fabales, Fabaceae. Gene Ontology annotation, biological process: protein ubiquitination. Bases 114 to 1412 code for a protein of 432 amino acids. The transcript has a single exon. The record is from RefSeq and is a predicted model, not a curated record. Gene Ontology annotation, molecular function: ubiquitin protein ligase activity.
CCUCCAUUUCUUCACAUCAUUCAACUUCUCAUCCUUCAACCCAAACCAAAACACAGAACAAACAACACAACACAACAAAUCAAACUUAGUAUAAUCCUAUUUUUCCCAUAAAAAUGGUUCUAUCUUGGACAAGAAGAAACGUUCUCCGCCGUGUCCGCAAGGGGAAACAAAACCAAGUUCCCGAUUUGCCGGUGGAGGAGAUCGUGAUCCCCAACCAUUUCCGGUGUCCGGUGAGCCUCGACCUGAUGAAGGACCCUGUAACCUUACCAACCGGCAUCACCUACGACAGAACCAGCAUCGAGAAAUGGAUCGAAGCAGGGAACAAGAAAUGCCCUGUCACAAACCAGAUUCUAACAACCUUCGACUUGAUCCCAAACCAUUCCUUAAGGAGAAUGAUUCAGGAUUGGUGCGUGAAGAACAGCUCGUACGGAAUCGAAAGAAUCCCCACUCCUCGUGCCCCGUUGAAUCCCUUCGAGGUUUCCGAGGUUUGUUCGAGGUUGCUGUCGGCUUCUCAGCGCGGAGAUGGGAUCAGGUGUGUGGAGUUCGUGGGGAAGAUCAAGGGUUGGGGGAGAGAGGGUGAGAGGAACAGGAAGUGCGUGAUUGAGAAUGGGGCUGGUGUUGUUCUUGCAACCGUGUUUGAUUCUUUUGCUAGAGUUUCGGUUCAGAAUCAUGUGGGUGUUUUGGAGGAGAUUUUGGAGGUUUUGACAUGGAUGAUUCCGUUUGGGGAAGAGGGGAGAUUGAAAUUGAGUUCAGAAGCUUCUGUGAAUUGCAUGGUUUGGUUUCUGGGUGGUCAAGAUUUGGGGGCAAGAAAAAAUGCUGCCAGGUUACUGAAGGAAGUCCCAGCUGAGAUUUUGGUGGAAACUGAAGGAAUUGCUGACGGUUUGAUUGAGAUUAUUAAGGAUUCUAUUGGGUCUAAUUCUACCAAGGCAUGUUUGGCUACAAUUUUCAACUUGGUUUCUCAUAAAGAGGGAAUUGCAGUUGCUGAGAGAUUUGUGGAACUGGGUUUGGUUUCAUUGCUGCUAGAAAUCAUUGUGGAUUGUGCUGACAAAGGGACAUGUGAGAAGGCACUGGGGGUGUUGGAUUGUAUUUGUGACUGUAAAGAAGGGAAGGAUAUUGCUAAAAGGAAUGCUUUGACUUUGCCUCUUGUGAUUAAGGUGUUGAGAGUGUCACAUUUAGCUUCCAGUUUUGCUGUUUCUGUUCUUAGGAAGAUUUGUGACAAGAGAGAGGAGGCGAUUUUGAUUGAGGCGCUUCAAGUUGGGGCUUUUCAGAAGCUCUUGGUCAUGUUGCAAGUUGGUUGUGAUGAGACCACAAAGGAGAAUGCUACUGAAUUGUUGAAGCUGUUGAAUGGUUACAAAGGCAGAGCUGAGUGCAUUGACUCUUCAUUGGAGUUGAAGUAUCUUAACAAACACUGAUUCAUUAGAAUGAUACUUUGUUUUUCUCUUUUCAAUUCUUUGAAUAGGUCAUAUUUUAGAAACAGAAUUCAUUGUUGUACAAAGAUAUACACAUAAAUAUUGGAUGCUCAAACAAUUUAAUUGAUUCUUUGAAA